Tilletiopsis washingtonensis is the source of this 660-nucleotide messenger RNA. RefSeq lists its product as hypothetical. The transcript has a single exon. NCBI's taxonomy places the organism in Eukaryota, Fungi, Basidiomycota, Exobasidiomycetes, Entylomatales. The coding region runs from base 52 to 399 and encodes 115 amino acids. The record is from RefSeq and is a predicted model, not a curated record.
CGUGUGUGUGAGAGAGGCACGAUGUGAGCUGCGCUGCGCUGCCGUUCCCGGAUGCCGCGGCCCACGCACGCGCCAGCUACCGGACGGGGUGCAGCGCUGCUGCAAGGGAGCCCUCGCGCCUGCCGCUGGCGCGGAGAAGCGCGCUCAGCAACAGCGGCUCGCCGACGGAGCCUCAUGUCCCGAGCCAUGAGGAGCUCACUCGACUGCUUGUGGAGUGCGGGGCACAGGACGAUGGGCUGCCUCGGGACCGCGCGUGAGAGCACAGAAGGGGCAGCAGCGGCCGCGCGUCUAUCUGCUGCUGCAUGCUGGGCACAGGGCGUCACCGACUCAUCGUGUCUCACUCUCACUGCCGUGCUCCGCUACGCCCGAUGCCAUGUGCCAGAUGUGCUAGAUUUUUAGUAGUCGGCGGAAAUAGGUACACAGCGCAGAUGACGCGGAGGGGGACGGGGAAAAGGUAAAUGUCUGUCUUGGGGACGAAUGUGUGGGGGGAGACCAGAGUGUGGAAGCGACGGCGGGAACAGAUGGCGUGGAGGACGCCGACGAGGAGGAACGAGACACGGCGGCGGCGGCGCGCUUAUGCGACCUGCGGGCCGGCGGCGAGCACCUCCUCCGACACGUCGGCGGCGUACUUCUCGAAGGCGCUGCUGAACAUGCCGGCGA